AUGCUCUUUCUGACACGCUUCUCAUUUGCAGCUUGUUUCAACAGGGGUCUACAUGAUGCCCUAUGCGGCACCUUGCCGAGAUUGAGCGUAUCUCCUCACGCUGCGCUGCUGAAGACUUUUAUCUCCACCCAUAUUGCCCUGGUUAUUGCUCUCGUCGUCUUUUUUUUUCUUCGACACGGGAGGGGAUGUUUGGCCGAUGGAUUCAUCGAUCUCGACCAGUCAUGA
Messenger RNA from Bipolaris zeicola 26-R-13, 225 nucleotides. RefSeq lists its product as uncharacterized. The transcript has 2 exons. The coding region runs from base 1 to 225 and encodes 74 amino acids. Lineage: Eukaryota; Fungi; Ascomycota; Dothideomycetes; Pleosporales; Pleosporaceae. The record is from RefSeq and is a predicted model, not a curated record.